UUACGUCACUUCCUGGCGGGGUUUCGAACAGCGGAUGUAAACAAAGGCAGCGACCUAGCGGCGUUAUUAUUAUUAUUAUUAUCGAAAUCAUUAGAUCGACCGCUGCUUUUAUUUAGAUAACACGUCAGCCUCAUUAUACAAGGUUUUGUGAUGGACUCAUCCAACAACAUGGGGACCCUCAACCACAUGGUGAAGACCGUGACACUGAGUGACUGUCCUGCUGCUGACAGCUCCAGCGGACAGAAGGACACCUCGCUUACAGACAUGCUGAGAAUAAAACGGCAGAUGUCCAACCAGUGCUUCGAGAUGGCAGUGCAGCUCCAUGCAGGAAAAAGUAAGAGAUCAUGCAGCGCAUCUGAAGCUGAGAGAGACUUGCCAGAUUACGUCAAUGAGCUGGAAAGAGUCAAGGCAAUUCAUUUUAACAGCACGCUGACACUGCACAGAAUGCAGAUGUGGCACGCUAUUGGAGAAAAACUGAAGCAGAACGACUCAGAAGCAGACGCCCUGAAAGCUGUGAAUGAUCGCUGCAUGACUCUUUGUUCACACAUAAAACAACUUCAGCAAGAUUCAAGAGAUCUUCAAGAUGAAAUCACAGAAAUACAGAAGAAGAGGCUUGGGAUGAAGCGGCUCACGCAUGAGAAAAUGAAAGAGAUCGAAGAGCUGAUGUCCAAGAAAGAGCACCCGGAUACGGAGAAGUUCAAAGUCGUCAUGGAGAAAGGCCAGGCGAACCUAGAGAAAUAUAAAAAGAUGACCGUCAUGACACAGAACGUCCUGAGGGGCAUCUUCUUGGCCUGCAAAGUGAACUGGCUGGACGAUCCCAAACUUCGAGACAUUGCCAUGACGCUGGAGGAGUUUCCCAUAUCUGACUAGAGAAGGGAUCCAUUCAUGUCAUAUUUAUAUGUGUCUGUGUUUUAUUGUCUAAUAAAUAAUCAACUAAACUGAA
This is a messenger RNA of Larimichthys crocea (large yellow croaker), 943 nucleotides long. RefSeq names its product centromere protein H (gene cenph). The coding region runs from base 151 to 870 and encodes 239 amino acids. NCBI's taxonomy places the organism in Eukaryota, Metazoa, Chordata, Actinopteri, Sciaenidae. The record is from RefSeq and is a predicted model, not a curated record. Gene Ontology annotation, biological process: kinetochore assembly; chromosome segregation; mitotic spindle organization. Gene Ontology annotation, molecular function: kinetochore binding. The transcript is spliced from 10 exons. Gene Ontology annotation, cellular component: kinetochore; nucleus.